ACCAAUGAGCGCGCAGCAUUCUCCGGCCGUUGAACAGCAAUGGCGGAGACAAUGAAGCUAAGUGGAAACCACGCUCCUCCCAGUGAAUGCAGCAAGAUGUCCAGCUACAGGGGCUGCGUGGAAAUGAUACUGAAGCUGCUAGCAGACUUCGGAAAAGAGCUCAAAUUAGGUGAUGCUACUUUGAGAAUAGAAAUCAACCCCAGUGCUGUGAACCUUCAAUCUUCUCUAGCUGCUCAUGUCUGCAGCUCUUUGCAGGAGCAUAUCACUAAAUUACAGGCUGUUUCAGAAAAUCUAAAGACACUAGUGGAUGCUGACGUCGAAGCAUCAUCUACAAAAGACAACACAUCAGAUGAUGCCGUCACCUCAUCCUCAGUGAAAGAACAGACACCUGUGUCAUAUGAGCGGCAUCCCCUCGUCCCAGAGUCUGCGGAGAGCGAGACAGCGGCUGAUGACGUCAUGGUUCAGAUCCGAGCCAGGAAGUCAGAGGCUGUUUCAGAAAAUCUAAAGACACUAGUGGAUGCUGACGUCGAAGCAUCAUCUACAAAAGACAACACAUCAGAUGAUGCCGUCACCUCAUCCUCAGUGAAAGAACAGACACCUGUGUCAUAUGAGCGGCAUCCCCUCGUCCCAGAGUCUGCGGAGAGCGAGACAGCGGCUGAUGACGUCAUGGUUCAGAUCCGAGCCAGGAAGUCAGAGAUUGAGCGAAGAAUAUCUGCAUUUAUGGAACGCAAGCAGAUGGAGAUCAAUGAAAACAAUGUACGCGAGUUUUGCAACGUGAUCGACUGCAAUCAGGAAAACAGCUGUGCCCGAACAGAUGCAGUUUUCACUCCUUAUCCAGGUUUUAAAAGCCACGUAAAAGUCACACGGGUGGUUAAUACAUACGGGCCCCAGACUCGUGGUGGGGGAGGUCAAGGAGAGCCUGGGGAGCAGCAGAGGGGGCCGAUGGCAAGGGACUGUGGAAAUGCAGCCAUAGAAGAACGGCUUCACAACAUCGAGACUCACCUAAAGCUUCCGACAGUGGGUCCCGUCCCAUUAAGUGUCUACCAGAGACUCAAGAAGCUGGAGGAUCGUAUCCUGGAGUUGGAGGGACUUUCACCCGAGUACUUUCAGUCCUCGAUUCACCAGCACAAGCGACUAAAGACAUCCCCGGCUCAGGCCUGCAGUCUGACAGAGCUGGAUGAGAAGAUCAGUGCAGUGAAAGCGGCACUGCUGAAGAGGGUGACUGAAUAUGGGCCUGGAUAUGGAACAGAUUGUCCACUGUGAUACACAAACCAAUGCUCCAAACACACAUAUGUGUCAGCUGUUUUUUUCUACUUGUCACGGACUCAUCAACACCAUUCUUACCACUUAUGCCGCUAAAAACGAAACAAAAACUUAAUAUCAUUGUAAUUUGAUGGUGCUGAGACACCUUUUGAUAUUAAAAUGUGUAUGUAAAAAUAUAUUUCUCCAAGUAGGUAUAUAGUUAAAUGAAAUACUGUUCUGUAUAUAAAGAUAAUUUCUCUGUCGUGAAAACUUGGAUUCAUAAUUUAUUCACAACCUUUAGUGUACUAAAUGUUAAAUAUCAUGUUCUUGGUAAAAACUAAGACUCAUUUGUAUUAGUCUUGUAUCAGUAAUAAUCUCCUGAUUAUUUUCUCUAUUAAUCAUUUGGCCAAUAAAAUAUCAGCAAAUGG
This is a messenger RNA of Amphiprion ocellaris (clown anemonefish), 1670 nucleotides long. RefSeq names its product MAP3K12 binding inhibitory protein 1 (gene mbip). The record is from RefSeq and is a predicted model, not a curated record. Gene Ontology annotation, cellular component: cytosol. The transcript is spliced from 10 exons. Bases 40 to 1263 code for a protein of 407 amino acids. NCBI's taxonomy places the organism in Eukaryota, Metazoa, Chordata, Actinopteri, Pomacentridae.